GAUCCCACCCGUACUCUCGGUUAUCAAGAUUUUACGCUAAACUGGUACGAAAAAAAAUAAUCCACCCCGAACUCGUCAAGAAACUACUUUACUCCCAAUACGUCUACAUGCCAGAUUUCACUGACGUGAAAAUGAGAAAGUGUACGGUUACAUACGUGAUAUACCCGAGACACAGUGAUGAUUCUGAGGACGAGAAUAGUGCUAGGCUUCAGAUGCCUGAAAUGAAACAGAGAGUGAUGUUAAAAUCCUCAGUGAUGCUGGACGUCAGUUAUGCGAGCAGAAACGAUGUUGGCAAAUAUCCAGCACACUCACCACUGGCAAGAACGCUCUCCUCUCUUGGAAACUUGGGCUCAAGUAUUUCGAAGUCUAGGAUCUUCCAAAACCAUCACAGUUUGUCUGGAGAAUUCUCUUCUACCUCUCGGGUCACAAAUCUUCAACACUUGCGGUGUAGAAACGUCGUUCUAGCAACAAUCCCCUUUUCUUCAUCUAAUGAAAUAUCUAAAGAAUACAGCAAGUUGACUACCAUUCGUGAAAACGCUGGGCUACUAAAUGAUACUUUGGAGACUCUUUCAUUACCAGUCACUAGCGUCCAUUCUUCAGAUUCGGGCAUGGCUGACAGUUGCCAUAUGACAUCAUCGGAAUUAAAUUACAGAUGUUAUGCAAGAGGAAGAAACAAAUACGCUGAGCGUGCACAAAUGUCACACAGUGAGAGCGAGAAUGAUGAGAAUAAAUUUGAGCAUCAGUGCAUCUGUACCUCGCCGUUUGACUCGACUCCUAGGCAGAGUCAUCAGUCUGCUGAAAGUAUCCAGAAUAUGUUUAAAAUUUAUACGUCAAUGAGCGGAACUAUUGAUCCAAAGUUUAAAAGGAUCGACGAGGGGUAUAUGAGAUUUCUUAGUAAUAAUGAUGAAGAUGGCAGAGAGAACCUCGAACUCCUCCAAAUUGAUGAAAAUAUUAAUAGAGGUGGAGACGAGAAUAAAGAUGAUGAAGACUGUUCCAAAGAAAAUACUUUACCAGCUAAAAAUGAAAUGGAUAAGACCCGUUUCACUACUCCAAUUCUCCUUGAGCACCAAAAUAUUUCGAAUAAACAUGGGAAGAUUCAUCGUUAUCCAAAUGCCAUCUCUGUCGGUCAAGUUCACACUGCACCAGUUUAUACCUCCGGACUUUAUGCUCACUGGUGGCUCAAGAAAACCAUACCUAUUGAUGAGGGCACGAAACAAGGCAAGCUUCCAUGGCAUGGCUGUUAUAGUUUUCUAGUUUUCAAAUUUCGUACAACUCAUUUUUUAAAAUAUUCAUCAUCAUCGAUUGAAUGCGAUUUAUUUAUGAUUGCAUACCCAACAGACAUCGCAUUACUAAUAGAGAAUUGAUGAUAGUACAAAUAUUUCAUCCAUGCUUGUAGCCUACAGCCAUGUUAUGAGAAGUUAUGCUUUCUGCUAUAUUCUAUUUUUGUUUGAGUACUAACAAGAAUAUUUAUGAGCGACAGAAUAAUGUGGGAAACGAUUCGGUUAUUAUAUAUUAAGUUGCGUGACUUUAAUCAAUCCUUAUUUAUCUUUUGAUGCAUCGAGAGAUUUCAUAUUUGAUUUGUCGGUAUGCACGGAUGGAAUUAGUAAUUGGAAAAUUGUAGACGAAAUUUUUAAUAUAAAAUCCUUGGAUUUUAGUUGAGAGUUCGUUAGGUUAAA
Diachasma alloeum is the source of this 1676-nucleotide messenger RNA. RefSeq lists its product as uncharacterized. NCBI's taxonomy places the organism in Eukaryota, Metazoa, Arthropoda, Insecta, Hymenoptera, Braconidae. The transcript has 2 exons. The coding region runs from base 108 to 1364 and encodes 418 amino acids. The record is from RefSeq and is a predicted model, not a curated record.